Messenger RNA from Symbiodinium necroappetens, 849 nucleotides. The record is from the annotation of a GenBank genome assembly. NCBI's taxonomy places the organism in Eukaryota, Dinophyceae, Suessiales, Symbiodiniaceae.
AUGUGCCGCAGCGAAGGAAGCAUCACUGGACUCAUGUGGCCAUGCACGCAUCGCCACCGGGGUUUGGUGACUAUGGCACAUGCGUCAAAAAACCUGGCAACGCGGAAAAGAAUCAAGUAUGUGAUGAACCUGAGUGCAGGUGACUUCAUAUUUCUCGCAAACAGUAUAACCGCACCCGACGAGGGCAUCCCACAAUUCCUGCUGCAUGCAAUCAAAGUUAGUGCAUGGGGAAGCGGCAUGCACAUCGCGUCGAAGAUCAAGGCUGGCUCCACUCGCACACGAACUUGCAUGAAGUUCUCGUCGGAUCUCGAUCUGAACAUCUAUACGGCUGAAAAUGUCACCCGAAACCAGCGAGCAGAUUUUCGAGACAUUCUCUGCGACCGACUGCCCAAGGACACCGAUGGAUGGACAUUUGUACACAUGGGCAAGAAGUGCAUCAAGCUGGAACGUGAGAAAGAAGGAGUGAAACGCGAGGCAGACUUAGUCUUCAUGAACACAAGUUUUGACACUGGGGUUGUAGAACCCUGGCAGAAUGUCGAAUUCUUCCGUGACAACCCGGCUGCUCAGACUGCAGUCAAAAUGUUCAAAUUCUGUUUCCUGGACGUCUCUGGGCUUUGUGGAUUUCACACCGAGAGAUUGGCUAUGUCAAUCAGCGAAAGUUGUCCCCAGAUUGACCUGACUGGGAAGCAGCUCUUCGAUCGGAUGCUGCAGCAGCUUCGAGACGAUGGACCGCAGCUGAAGAAAGUGGUUCAGGAAGCGGUUGCUGAAAGCUACGAGGAAGACCAGCAGGAGCGUAGAGAGGAGAUGAUUCGUCGCAUCGGAAAGAUGAAGAACGUCCUUCCCACAUGA